CGGCAGGCGGCGGCGGCGGGAGCGCGCGGGCGACGAGCGGAGUCCAAAGCUGCCCGGCGUCCGAGGCUGGCGAGCGGGGGAGCGCGGGGCGUGCGGACAAAGAGGGCGCCGCGCUGAGAGCAGCGUCUGACAUGGAUGUUACAUGAGCCACUUUGAGAGCUGCACACAAGUAUGCGUGUCACUGCUGCAUUUCCUUUGGUGAACUAGAGGAAGAUGGAUGAGUCGGCCCUGCUGGAUCUGCUGGAGUGCCCUGUGUGCCUGGAGCGGCUGGAUGCCUCUGCCAAGGUCUUACCUUGCCAGCACACGUUCUGUAAACGCUGUUUGCUGGGCAUCGUCGGUUCCCGGAAUGAACUCAGAUGUCCCGAGUGCCGGACUCUGGUUGGCUCGGGUGUGGAGCAGCUUCCGAGCAACAUCCUGCUGGUCAGACUUCUGGACGGCAUCAAGCAGCGGCCGUGGAAGCCCGGCCCCGUGGGGGGCAGUGGCACCAACUGCACCAGCGCCUUGAGGGCUCAGAGUAGUGCUGUGGUCACCUGCAGCCCUAAAGAUGGCCCGAGCUCGCAGGGUGGACCCCAGCCGCGGGCGCAAGCCUGGAGCCCCCCGGUGAGGGGAAUACCUCAGUUACCAUGUGCCAAAGCAUUAUACAACUACGAAGGCAAGGAGCCCGGGGACCUAAAGUUCAGCAAAGGCGACAUCAUUGUCCUGCGGCGACAGGUGGAUGAGAACUGGUACCACGGAGAGGUUGGCGGCGUCCACGGCUUCUUCCCCACCAACUUCGUGCAGAUCAUCAAACCGUUACCUCAGCCCCCGCCUCAGUGCAAAGCACUUUAUGACUUUGAAGUUAAAGACAAGGAAGCUGACAAAGAUUGCCUUCCGUUUGCAAAGGAUGACGUUCUAACCGUGAUCCGCAGAGUGGAUGAAAACUGGGCUGAAGGCAUGCUGGCAGACAAAAUAGGAAUAUUCCCAAUUUCAUAUGUUGAGUUUAACUCGGCAGCCAAGCAGCUGAUCGAGUGGGACCAGCCCCCCGGGCCAGGUGUUGUGGCUGGGGAGGGCGCCCUGGCCACCACCCCGAGCAGCACGGCCCCCAAACAGCCAGACGGCAAGAAGAACACCAAGAAGCGGCACUCGUUCACCUCGCUGAGCAUGGCCAGCAAGGCGUCGCAGGCCGCCCAGCAGCGCCACUCCAUGGAGAUCAGCCCCCCGGUCCUCAUCAGCUCCAGCAACCCCGCAGCCGCGGCGCGCAUCGGCGAGCUGGCCGGGCUCUCCUGCAGCGCACCCUCUCAGGUUCACAUAAGUACCACUGGCUUGAUUGUGACCCCACCCCCCAGCAGCCCCGUGACCACCGGCCCCUCAUUCACGUUCCCGGCGGAGGCCCCUUACCCAGCCGCCCUGGCAACUCUGAAUCCUCCUCUCCCCCCGCCCCCUCUCCAGGCGGCCACCCCCACGGGCACUGCUGUAGCUGCUGCUGCCGGGAUGGGCCCCAGGCCCACAGCUGGACCCACUGACCAGACCACACACCCGCGGACACAGCCCCGCCCCAGCGUGUAUGUUGCCAUUUAUCCUUACACUCCCCGAAAAGAGGAUGAGCUGGAGCUGAGGAAGGGAGAGAUGUUUCUCGUGUUCGAGCGCUGCCAGGACGGCUGGUUCAAGGGGACGUCCAUGCACACCAGCAAGAUUGGGGUUUUUCCUGGCAAUUACGUGGCCCCCGUCACGAGGGCCGUGACCAGUGCUUCCCAAGGCAAAGUCCCCAUGCUGACGACUGGCCCAGCGAGUCGCGGGGGAGUCCCAGCCAACCCUCCCCCUGCAGGCGGGCCUGCCCAGAAGCCCCCGGGGAACGGCGUGGCUGGCUGUCCCGGGGUCCCCACAGCCGUGGUGUCGGCAGCUCACGUCCAGACGAGCCCCCAGGCUAAGGUCCUGCUGCACGUGUCCGGACAGAUGACUGUCAACCAGGCCCGGAGCGCUGCAAGGACAGUCUCAGCGCACAGCCAGGAGCGUCCCACGGCAGCCGUGACACCCAUCCAGGUUCAGAGCACCCCGGGGCAGUCCCACCACCCCCUGGCGUCGCCACAGCCCCCUGCCCCACUGGGCCCCCCUGCCCACGCGGCUGCCAGCGGCCUGGGCCGGGUCGGAGGCCCCCUGGCCUGCGCCACAGCCCCAGCGAGCAUCCCUGCCGCCUCCCUGGAGCCCGAGCCCAGCGGCCGCCCUCUGACCCUGCUCCCGGGGACACCCACCUCUCCUGACAGCGGCUCGGCAGCCAGGCCAGACAAGGACGGCAAGAAAGAGAAAAAGGGGCUGUUGAAGCUGCUGUCCGGGGCCUCCACCAAGCGCAAGCCGCGGGGAUCACCGCCGGCCUCACCCACGCUGGAUGCUGAGCUGGGGGCCGAGCUGUCCUGCGGGUCCCCGGGGCCCCCCUGCGCCUGCCCUGGGCCCUGCGAUGGGGACGCCGUGGCCCCCGGCCCCCAGCGCAGGGCCUGCUCCCUGGACUCGGCCCCAGUGGCGCCACCCCCCCGGCAACCCUGCUCGUCCCUGGGCCCCACAGCCAGUGAGGUGCGGCCCACCGUGUGCGAGAGGCACCGGGUGGUGGUCUCCUACCCACCGCAGAGCGAGGCAGAGCUGGAGCUCAAGGAGGGCGACAUCGUGUUCGUGCACAAGAAGCGGGAGGACGGCUGGUUCAAGGGCACGCUGCAGCGGAACGGGAAGACGGGGCUCUUCCCCGGGAGCUUCGUGGAGAACAUCUGAGGGGCCGCCGGGCCGGACCGCAUCUGUCUCCACAGCCCUCCGACGGCCCGCGGGCACUUCGCCCCUUGCCUUGGUCACCUGCCGCCUGCCUUGAGCUGUCUGAUACACUCCACAAAGGAACCUAGCUGAGAUGGACAACUGUUUACAAGGCUUAACUAAUUUAUUUGCUUUUUUAAACUUGAAUUUUUCCUGUAAUAGAUGAAUUCUUUGGAUUAUGAUUUUGAGAAGUUAUUAAUUUAUGAAACAGUAGCCAAUGAGAGGCUGGG
Molecule: messenger RNA, 3002 nt
Organism: Budorcas taxicolor (takin)
Lineage: Eukaryota; Metazoa; Chordata; Mammalia; Artiodactyla; Bovidae
Gene: SH3RF1
Product: SH3 domain containing ring finger 1
Exons: 12
Coding region: 214-2736 (840 amino acids)
Molecular function (GO): protein binding
Source: RefSeq, a predicted model, not a curated record